CGCAGAGCCGCGGAACCGGCGAGCGAGCGAGCGAGCGGGAGCUGGAACCCCGCGGCCCCGGCUCCUUUCCGUUUCUCUCGGCGCCAGAGCUGGGUGCGCCAGGAGCUGGGCCACUUCUGAUCUCUCUUCCUGUCUGUCCUUUCCUGCUCCCUGUUAUCUCCUCUCUUUGCCUUUGCUGCUUCUACCCUCAACCCCUGGAGUCUCAGAUCUGCUGGACCCAUCCAUCCCCUUUGGGGCCAUGGGAUCACUGCUUGGGCUCCUGGCACUGCUGCUGCUGUGGGGCGCCGGUGCUGAGGGCCCGGCCAAGAAGGUGCUGACCCUGGAGGGGGACCUUGUGCUGGGUGGGCUGUUCCCAGUACACCAGAAAGGCAGCCUGGCAGAGGAGUGCGGUCCCAUCAAUGAACAUCGCGGCAUCCAGCGCCUGGAGGCCAUGCUUUUUGCGCUGGACCGCAUCAACCGCGACCCACACUUGCUGCCGGGUGUGCGCCUGGGUGCACACAUACUGGACAGCUGCUCCAAGGACACACAUGCCCUGGAGCAGGCACUUGACUUCGUGCGUGCCUCACUCAGCCGAGGUGCCGACGGCUCGCGCCACAUCUGCCCCGACGGCUCUUAUGCCACCCACAGUGAUGCUCCCACUGCCAUCACCGGUGUCAUUGGCGGCUCCUACAGCGACGUCUCCAUCCAAGUGGCCAACCUCCUGCGGCUAUUUCAGAUCCCGCAGAUAAGCUAUGCGUCCACCAGUGCCAAGCUGAGUGACAAGUCCCGCUAUGACUAUUUUGCUCGCACAGUGCCCCCCGACUUCUUCCAAGCCAAGGCCAUGGCCGAGAUUCUCCGCUUCUUCAACUGGACCUAUGUGUCCACUGUGGCGUCUGAGGGUGACUACGGCGAGACAGGCAUCGAAGCCUUUGAGCUGGAGGCCCGCGCCCGCAACAUCUGCGUGGCCACCUCAGAAAAGGUGGGCCGCGCCAUGAACCGAGCCGCUUUCGAGGGCGUGGUGCGUGCCCUGCUGCAGAAGCCCAGUGCCCGCGUGGCCGUCCUCUUCACCCGGUCCGAGGACGCCCGCGAGCUCCUGGCUGCCACCCAGCGCCUCAACGCCAGCUUCACCUGGGUGGCCAGCGAUGGCUGGGGGGCCCUGGAGAGCGUGGUGGCAGGAAGCGAGGGGGCCGCUGAGGGCGCCAUCACCAUCGAGCUGGCCUCCUACCCCAUCAGCGACUUUGCCUCCUACUUCCGGAGCCUGGACCCCUGGAACAACAGCCGGAACCCCUGGUUCCGUGAGUUCUGGGAGCAGAGGUUCCGCUGCAGCUUCCGGCAGCGAGACUGCGCUGCCCACUCACUGCGGGCGGUGCCCUUCGAGCAGGAGUCCAAGAUCAUGUUCGUGGUCAACGCAGUGUACGCCAUGGCCCAUGCCCUGCACAACAUGCAGCGCGCCCUCUGCCCCAACACCACCCGCCUCUGUGACGCCAUGCGGCCUGUCAACGGGCGCCGCCUCUACAAGGACUUUGUGCUCAACGUCAAGUUCGAUGCGCCCUUCCGCCCGGCUGACACGCACAGUGAGGUCCGCUUCGAUCGCUUUGGUGAUGGCAUUGGUCGCUACAACAUCUUCACCUACCUACGGGCAGGCAGUGGGCGCUACCGUUACCAGAAGGUGGGCUACUGGGCAGAAGGCCUGCGCCUGGACACCAGCCUCAUCCCGUGGGCCUCACCCUCAGCCGGGCCCCUGCCCGCCUCUCGCUGCAGUGAGCCCUGCCUCCAGAAUGAGGUGAAGAGUGUGCAGCCGGGCGAGGUCUGCUGCUGGCUCUGCAUCCCCUGCCAGCCCUAUGAGUACCGGCUGGACGAAUUCACCUGCGCCGACUGCGGCCUGGGCUACUGGCCCAACGCCAGCCUGACGGGCUGCUUCGAGCUGCCCCAGGAGUACAUCCGCUGGGGCGACGCCUGGGCCGUGGGCCCCGUCACCAUCGCGUGCCUGGGCGCCCUGGCCACCCUCUUCGUGCUGGGCGUCUUCGUGCAGCACAACGCCACGCCAGUGGUCAAGGCCUCGGGCCGGGAGCUCUGCUACAUCCUGCUGGGAGGCGUCUUCCUCUGCUACUGCAUGACCUUCGUUUUCAUCGCCAAGCCAUCCACGGUGGUGUGCACCUUACGGCGCCUCGGUCUGGGUACCGCCUUCUCCGUCUGCUACUCGGCUCUGCUCACCAAGACCAACCGCAUUGCACGCAUCUUCGGGGGGGCCCGGGAGGGAGCCCAGCGGCCGCGCUUCAUCAGUCCCGCCUCGCAGGUGGCCAUCUGCCUGGCGCUGAUCUCCGGCCAGCUCCUCAUCGUUGUAACCUGGCUGGUGGUGGAGGCGCCGGGCACAGGCAAGGAGACCGCCCCUGAGCGGCGGGAGGUGGUGACAUUGCGCUGCAACCACGGUGAUGCAAGCAUGCUGGGCUCGCUGGCCUACAACGUGCUUCUCAUCGCGCUCUGCACGCUCUACGCCUUCAAGACCCGCAAGUGCCCCGAAAACUUCAACGAGGCCAAGUUCAUUGGCUUCACCAUGUACACCACCUGCAUCAUCUGGCUGGCCUUCCUGCCCAUCUUCUAUGUCACCUCCAGCGACUACCGGGUGCAGACCACCACCAUGUGUGUGUCCGUCAGCCUCAGCGGCUCGGUGGUGCUCGGCUGUCUCUUCGCGCCCAAGCUGCACAUCAUCCUCUUCCAGCCACAGAAGAACGUGGUGAGCCACCGUGCACCCACCAGCCGCUUCAGUAGCGCCACCACCAGGGCCAGCUCCAGCCUCGGCCAAGGGUCUGGCUCCCAGUUUGUCCCCACUGUUUGCAAUGGCCGCGAGGUGGUGGACUCAACAACAUCAUCACUUUGAGGACCCCAGACCCCUGCCUCAGUACAGCUGCUGCCCGGAACCCCGUGCAGACACAUGUCCAGAGCCAGGAGGAAGCUGGCUGGAGCACUGCAAUAACGCCAACCCCACACCCGCCCCCAAAACCACUUACCCACCUACUUACUCCCACCUUUCAGAGUCAGAAGGCAGGGUCCUUGGCCAGGGAGCCUCUGCAACGGCCACCAACUGCCCUUACAGUGUGUCCCCUCCUUGCCAGGCCCCGGACUCAGAAGGGAAUGAGCCAAAGUCCACCUGGGCUCGGCACAGGGUGGCCAAGGACUGCAGACCCCGAACCCCAGUCAACAAAGGUGCUUCCAGCCCCGUCCCUCCCCCCUCCUUGGGCCUUUCAAAUUUUUUAUGUAAGUUAUUCUGGGAUGGGGAGGGGGUCGUUAUGGGGGCUGUCCCUCCCCCUGCACAGUAGUUUGUCCUGUGGUUUAUUUUGUAUUAUCUGUAAAUAAAGUGUCUUUAUUUUAAAAAAUCACUCCUGGCCCGUGACGCAGGGAGGUCCGUCACGGCAGCCACAGCCUCGUAACCUCCAUGCUGCCAUUUUGUUGUCUCUGCUCUGUGCCUGAUGUUAGGACCUGGUGGCCACCAGCUCCAGACCCAGCCCUGCCUGGUGGGGACACAGAAAUGAAUGAGCCAUCUUCUUUUAAAGGAGCCACUUCAGACUAGCCAGGGGGCGAAGGCAGGAGGCUUAUGUGCACGCAGGCUCAUCUGGCAUCCAGUGGAGGAGCUGGGUGGUGUGGGCAAUGGGGCAGGUGGGGCAGCUGACUGUGCCCCGGGAACUGUGGGCUUUGCCUCGGCGGGCCUGUCUGGCACUUGGAGGAGCCAUUUGUCAGCGUGGAGUCAGGCUGAGCAUUUGGUGUGAGGGAACCCAGAAGAGACAUGGGGAGGACCAGGUGGUGUGUACGAAGCCAGAAAGAGCUUGUGAGAAGGAGGAGAUGAGCAGGGAGGGCAGAGACUGGGCAGGGGAGAGGCGAUCGGUCCAGGAGAGAUGGGAGAGGGCGCCUUGCUCCAGUCCCUGGA
Molecule: messenger RNA, 3901 nt
Organism: Rhinolophus ferrumequinum (greater horseshoe bat)
Lineage: Eukaryota; Metazoa; Chordata; Mammalia; Chiroptera; Rhinolophidae
Gene: GRM2
Product: glutamate metabotropic receptor 2
Exons: 6
Coding region: 239-2857 (872 amino acids)
Biological process (GO): G protein-coupled glutamate receptor signaling pathway; regulation of synaptic transmission, glutamatergic
Cellular component (GO): membrane
Molecular function (GO): group II metabotropic glutamate receptor activity
Source: RefSeq, a predicted model, not a curated record